AUGGCAGCUGUCAAAGUGGUAAAAUGUCGACCUUUCUCCAAGUUACGACCUUUGAAGUUACCCGCCAAACUGCGACAUAAGCAUGCCUGGGACGUGGCUGGGACAUGGUUUCAAGGCGGUCGACAAGAGACACAGUACUUCCUGGGCGACCUGGCGGAGUGUCAGCGGGAGGGUUUGUGGCGCCCCUGUCGCGUCUCGCGGGUUCCCAGCGACGCGAAGCCGCACGACGGAUCCUUUCGGGUGAAGUUCGAUGCGGAUGCGGAGGAGAUGAAAUGCUGGUACAAGGACCUUCGCAAGGUCUCCAAGCCUCACCUGGUCCCAUGGCCUCCCUGGCUCUCCUCCUGGCAGCCCUCCGAGGCCCCGCCGGACCCCCGUUGCUGGGACCACCUCGAAGCCGGCGACGGCACGGCCGCGACGCCGUGGCGCCACGGGGAAGCCGCGGAGGCCGUGGCGAUCUCGGCCGCGGAGCGGCAGCGGGAGGCGGCGCAGUGGCAGCGCUGGGAACAGGAGGAAGCGGAACGAAGGGCGGAGCGACAGAGGCAACGGGAGGAAUUUCAGAGAUACUGCAGGGACAGGGAUGUUUUCUUGAAGGAUCAUUUAGGCCAAGAUGAUGGAUCUGAAGGCCAGGACACAGACCAUGAAGAGCACGCCUCCCAGGUUUGA
Cladocopium goreaui is the source of this 663-nucleotide messenger RNA. Lineage: Eukaryota; Dinophyceae; Suessiales; Symbiodiniaceae. The record is from the annotation of a GenBank genome assembly.